Messenger RNA from Penicillium verhagenii, 618 nucleotides. Its product is annotated as mitochondrial 54S ribosomal protein mL61. The record is from RefSeq and is a predicted model, not a curated record. Gene Ontology annotation, cellular component: mitochondrion. Lineage: Eukaryota; Fungi; Ascomycota; Eurotiomycetes; Eurotiales; Aspergillaceae. Bases 1 to 618 code for a protein of 205 amino acids. Gene Ontology annotation, molecular function: structural constituent of ribosome. The transcript has 2 exons.
AUGGUCAACUUCCUCAAGCGGAUGCGGAAGCUGAAGACAAUGCUCGAAGUUCGAGUUGGUCUCGGUGCCGCCCUCUUCCCCAGCGAAGCAAGCGCCACAAAAGAAUUCCCAGCGGUCACCCGCCUCCACCUCACAUACGCCCGCAAGAUCUACGGCGGCCACCACGGCGCACGACUCUUCUGGCGCCAAUGUCUCCCGCGACUGAAAUACCACAACCCCGGCGUCGGCAUGACAGUCCAACAAACCGACGAACAAGAAGGACCGGCCGCAUUGACAAUCUACUUCAACGAGCGAUUGAGCAGCACCGCGGCUGGAAUUGCGGGCAAGCAGUUUGCUGAUAAGCAUGCGCCGAAGCCGGAGGCUACGGAGAAGUCUGUUAUUGUGGAUUUGAAGAACCUGGAUGCAAAGGAGAUUUGGUCUCGGGUGCAGGCUUCGACCGGAGCUGCGGAUGUUCCUACUAGCGCUGAGGAUGAGGCUGAGGCGAAGAGACUGGAUGCUAUUACCGCCAGGGCUGUUGGUGAUAAGAAGCGUAUACAGGCUAUGCGGCAGGCGAAGAAGGAUCAGGAGCGUAUGCUUGCUGAGGCGAGGGGUGAGGUUGAGAAGCUGAAGCAGGUGUAA